GUCUACUGUACUUUGCUCUCAUCUUUUCGAAAAUGAAAUUUGCGUUGAAACUGUUUUAUUCUUCAAUGUGUCUUAGCUUCACUUUCCUUUGUAUCGUAGCCGGAUUUCUGUUUUCUGCUUUUACAUCUACUAUGCAAACGUCCUUUCAAGAUAUCAGAAGAUUUGCUGGCUGCGAUCUCAAAUUGGAACAAAAGUUAAAGAUUCUAAACUUUAUGAAAAGAUUCGGUAAAGAUUGCCUGUGUUUGACAUUUAGAAAUUACUUUAAGGUUACAAAAAAGUUUCCAAUAAAAAUGGGAAGUUCUUUACACACUAUAUUUUCUGGUCUUUUGAAUAUAAAGAAAGUUUCGUAGAUAAAAUUUAACAAACAUGUUAAAAAGACCAAAGUGAUGACAAGCUCAUACAAAAAGACAUGGAAAACGGGGUACCCCUUGAAUUAUGGUGAGACUAACCUGAGGACCCAGGAUCCAAGAGUUAUAACAGUAUGUCGAAUCUAGAAAAUGUCCGCAAUGCUUCUAAGUAUAUGAAUCAUAAUCAAAUUAUGUGACUUUCCAAUUUUGUAUCUCUUUUAUAUCUCAGAUACUGUUAAUA
Centruroides sculpturatus (bark scorpion) is the source of this 588-nucleotide messenger RNA. RefSeq lists its product as uncharacterized. Lineage: Eukaryota; Metazoa; Arthropoda; Arachnida; Scorpiones; Buthidae. The transcript is spliced from 4 exons. The coding region runs from base 33 to 350 and encodes 105 amino acids. The record is from RefSeq and is a predicted model, not a curated record.